Penicillium mononematosum is the source of this 435-nucleotide messenger RNA. RefSeq lists its product as uncharacterized. The record is from RefSeq and is a predicted model, not a curated record. Gene Ontology annotation, biological process: transmembrane transport. Lineage: Eukaryota; Fungi; Ascomycota; Eurotiomycetes; Eurotiales; Aspergillaceae. The transcript has a single exon. Gene Ontology annotation, molecular function: transmembrane transporter activity. Bases 1 to 435 code for a protein of 144 amino acids.
AUGACCUUGGGAACCGGCCUAUUUAUCUGUCUUGGCUUUGGGAUCGAUUGGCCCAAGAUAAUCAUCUUCCAGAUCAUUGUCAGCAUAGGAGCUGGCCCGCUGUUUCAAAGCCCAAUGAUCGCACUACAAAGCCAUGUGAAGCAGGUCGAUAUUGCAGCGGCCAUGUCCGCAUCAUCAUUCAUGAGAAGUCUUUGCAGUAGCAUUUCUAUUGUGAUUGGCUCCGUGCUGCUUCAGAAGAACCUACAUGGCGGAAAACUUACGCUAGAGAGUGAUGAUGGAGCAGACAAAAAUAUAGACAAGACACUGAGUGUCAAGGACUCUGCUUCGGCCCUAAGCACGAUGUGGAUUUUCUAUUGUGCAAUGUGUGGGGCCAUGAUGUUGGCAUCGCUCUUCAUCAAAAAGAUGCCGACACAUAAAGCGGCUAGGGACCGUUGA